Messenger RNA from Fusarium sp. VM40, 1779 nucleotides. The record is from the annotation of a GenBank genome assembly. NCBI's taxonomy places the organism in Eukaryota, Fungi, Ascomycota, Sordariomycetes, Hypocreales, Nectriaceae.
AUGGUCGUCACCGUUACUGGCGUGAUUAUAACGACUGCGCUGCUUUCGACUCCCCGCUCGCGCCAAUUCAACACACCACACGACAUCGAACAGGCACGACCUUGCGAUCAGGCGACACUAUUUGAAUCCGACAUAGCAUACAAGGAGCGCAUUUCAACGAACAUCACCACAUUAACAUCAACGAAUGCCGACGCGACUAAUGGCGUCAUCACUGGUCUCCUGUAUGUUCCCGAUCUUGACAAUGAUCGUGAGUGCGACCAGCAGCAGUACCAAUUCAUUCCUCGAAAUGUCACCCGACGAAGCAAUCUCCCUCCUACGAACUACAACCUCAUCGCUCUCGCUCCUUGGUUCAGUAUCGACUGUACCCUAGCCUACCUCGCUUCUGCGCGUCUCGACCCCAUUCGCGCCUUCAUUUUCUACAAACCAAAUAACUCAUCAAAUCAACCCCAAGAUGCGGACUCGCCUGUCUGGAAUCUUGAAGAUGGUGGGGCCUGGACGACUGCUAACAAGUAUCCAAUAUAUGCCAUUUCUGGCCAAGAAGGCCAGAACAUGAUGCAACAGUUAAGUUACUAUUCAGGCAAUGUGGACAACAUUCCCUAUGGCGAAAACAUCAGUACACUUUAUGGUCCAAAUCCGAAGGAUUAUGUUCGUAUCUGGACUGAACUCUCUGUGGAGGAUGAAUCCAAUAUCCCUCCGCUAUGGGCCUUUUUUCUUAUCGUCAUCGGUGCUCUUCUAGCAAUAUUCGCUUUCGUUUCGAUAACCAUGCACCUUGUUCAGCGACGACGACGAAUAACACUACGGAAACGAGUCGAAACUGGCGAGGUUGAUCUUGAAGCCAUGGGUAUCAAGCGCAUGACGGUACCAACUACUCACAUUAAUGGUUUCCCCCUAUUUACUUACAACGCGGAUCCCGAAUCGACAGCGCCCCCUCCGACGCCCUCGUCAGGGCGUCGCCUCCGAAGUAGCCGAGGAUUCGAUCAACACAGUGUCAGGUCAGGCGUUAGUGUUCGAAGCAAGCGAUCUAGCAUUGGAGCCUCAGGUGACAGCGCUGCUACCAACUUUCAGCCAAGUUGUCAUAUCUGCCUCACCAAUUACGAACACCGCGUAACCAUCAUCCGAGAGCUCUCCUGCGGGCACAUAUUCCAUCCGGAAUGCAUAGAUGAGUUUCUGUCCAAGAACAGUUCCCUAUGUCCUAUGUGCAAACAUUCUAUGCUGCCCAGAGGCUAUAGUCCUCGAAUCACCAAUGGUAUGGUCCGUCGAGAACGAGCUUUAAGAAAACUGCGCCACAGGGUAGAUCUCGAGGAUCUAUCGGAGGAACAUGAUAGCACGAAAGUGAAGGACUGGAGCAAACGGCUCUUCCGGACCUCAACUUCACCCUCCCGACCUUCCUCUGCGCCUUUAGUAGCCCUAAAACUACCAAGGUUUAGGCGACGGCCUGCUGAAGUACCUACAACGCAAAAUCAAGAAGUUGAUUCACCGUCGGCACCCUCGUCUGCCGCCGCACAUUCCGAGGGCCCAGAAUCAAGCACACGCCCACCUGCUCCAGCCAGGAUUCCGAAGCCAAGAAAACCCAGACCUCGUCUCUUGAAUAUGCUCCCGACACAGCCGGAGGAUUCAGAAUUGAGUACAGAACCAACACCAAGACGUGGAAGCCCUUCUUCUUUUGCUCGACAGCGCAUGCGAGAAAUAGCAGCCAAGAAUGCGCCCUUCGACGAUCCCGAUUCCCAAAGGGCUAUAUGGCUAAAGGCACUUUCGAAGGUUUUCCCAGGCUAUUUCUAA